UAUAAAUUUAAUCUAAUCAAUAUCACUUUCACUUUCCUUUCUUCCAUUAAACACUUCACACUCUUCCCAUUCCCUAAUCCCUUCCCUCCUUUCUGCCUCUUCUCUCUAUAAGCUUCACUCCUUCCUAUUUUCAGUUCUUGAGUUUACUACCCAUUUUGGCUCAAAGAUCUCGUCUUUCUUCUGGGUUUUGGCUUAAAUGGAGAGGACGAUGCUUACUUUGUUGCAUUUGUUCUUGUUCUUUUUGUUUUUUGCUAAAGAUGUUGCAUCUGCCCGAAAUAACCCAAAUGAAGUUACUGAUAUUUACAUUGUUACACUUAAGCAAGCUCCUUCUGCUCAUCUUAUAUUCAAUGAACUUAAUGAAAGCCACAGAAAUUUGACCAAAAGCCACCAUUCUUCUCCUAAAUUUAGCACUUUUCACAGGCACAGAAAUAUCUCAAGAACGGAUCAUCACUAUGGUUCAUAUGUUGCUCGAGUCCAUGAUUCUUUGUUAAGCAAAGUGUUGAGAGGGCAAAAGUAUGUGAAACUGUACAGCUAUCACUACUUGAUCAAUGGCUUUGCUGUGCUCAUUACACCUGAGCAGGCGGAUAGGCUUUCUAGAAGGAGAGAAGUGACAAAUAUGGUACUAGACUUUUCGGUUAGGACUGACACAACACAUACUCCUGAGUUCCUAGGAUUGCCUCAAAGAGCAUGGCCAGUUGAAGGGGGAUUUAAUUCUGCAGGAGAAGGGAUUGUGAUUGGAUUUGUUGAUACUGGGAUUGAUCCUACGCAUCCAAGCUUUUCAGAUUCGAUAGAAGCAAAUGCGUAUCCAAUUCCACAACAUUUUUCUGGAAUAUGUGAGGUUACUACGGAUUUCCCUUCAGGCUCCUGCAACAGGAAACUUGUUGGCGCGAGGCAUUUUGCUGCAUCGGCUAUUACGAGAGGGAUUUUUAAUUACAGCAAGGAUCAUGCGUCACCCUUUGAUGGUGAUGGACAUGGGACGCAUACAGCUUCAAUUGCAUCGGGAAACUAUGGGAUUCCGGUGGUGGUAGCAGGACAUCACUUUGGAAAUGCAAGUGGCAUGGCUCCUCGGUCACAUAUUGCCAUCUACAAGGCAUUGUACAAGGGCUUUGGUGGCUUUGCUGCUGAUGUAGUUGCAGCCAUAGACCAGGCAGCUCAAGAUGGUGUUGACAUCAUUAGUUUAUCGAUCACUCCCAAUAGGCAUCCUUCAGGAGCUGCCACAUUCUUCAAUCCCAUAGACAUGGCUUUAUUGACAGCUGUUAAGUCUGGUAUUUUUGUAGUACAAGCAGCAGGAAACACUGGUCCUGCUCCACAUAGUAUUUCUUCUUUCAGUCCAUGGAUCUUCACAGUUGGAGCUGCUUCUCAUGACAGAGUUUACAAUAACUACAUACGUCUUGGCAACAAUUUGACCUUAUCUGGCGUUGGAUUUGCAUCAGGAACAGGUAACAUUAAGUAUACUAUGAUCUCUGCUGCGCAUGCUUUGUGCAAUGAUACCGCUCAAUCGAAUGACUUGUACGUUGGUGAAUGUCAAGACUCCAGUAUUUUGGAUCCUGAACUUGUUGCUGGAAACCUCUUAAUCUGUAGUUAUUCAGUACGUUUUGUACUUGGAGUGUCUACUAUCAAACAGGCAUUACAGACAGCCAAGAACCUAAGAGCAACUGGUGUUGUGUUUUACUUGGAUCCUUUUGUUUUAGGGUUUCAGCUGAACCCAACUCCUAUGGAUAUGCCUGGCAUUAUUAUUCCAUCAACAAAUGAUUCCAAGGUUUUGCUCCAAUAUUACAAUUCCUCUUUGGUAAGAGAUGGUUCCACAAAGAAAAUUGUAAAAUUUGGAGCAGUGGCUAGCAUUUCAGGUGGAGUAAAACCAAAAUACAUUGAUUCUGCUCCAAAGGUAAUGUACUACUCUGCUAGAGGUCCAGACCCAGAAGACAACGCUCUAAAUGAUGCAGACAUGCUGAAACCAAAUCUGGUUGCUCCUGGAAAUUCAAUAUGGGGUGCUUGGAGCUCACUUGGCACUGAUUCUACUGAAUUUCUAGGUGAGAGGUUUGCUAUGAUGUCCGGGACAAGCAUGGCUGCUCCUCAUGUUGCAGGACUUGCAGCUUUAAUCAAGAAGAAAUUCCCUAGUUUUAGUCCAGCUGCUAUUGCCUCUGCUCUUUCUACGACAGCUUCACUUCGUGACAAGAAUGGUGGACCCAUUAUGGCUCAACGUGCUUAUUCCAAUCCAGAUGUUAACCAAUCUCCUGCAACUACUUUUGACAUGGGCAGUGGGUUUGUCAAUGCAACUGGUGCCUUAGACCCAGGGCUCAUCUUGGAUACAAGCUACAUUGACUAUAUUUCCUUUCUUUGCGGUAUAAAUGGUUCAGCUUCAACAGUCUUAAACUUUACUGGUCAGACCUGUGAUGCAGUUCCGACUCUGACUGGCUCCGACUUGAACUUACCCUCUAUCACAAUCGCAAAACUAAAUCAAACUAGGGUGGUCAAUCGAACAGUUAUUAAUGUUGGUGUUGAUGAGUCCUUUUGUGUUGGUUGGGCUGCUCCGUACGGUGUUUCUGUGAAGGUUACGCCCACCCACUUCUCCAUUGCCACCGGAGAGAAACAGGUACUCACUGUAAUUCUAAAUGCUACUAGGAAUAAUAGCAUUGCUAGUUAUGGUAGGAUAGGGAUUUUUGGGGAUCGAGGUCACAUAGUAAACAUUCAGCUGUCGGUAAUUUAUAAAACAUAUUACAAAGUAAGUGGUAGUUGAUGGAAGAUAGAAAUUAAAAUGAUUGUUUGAUCUUGUAGGUCUGCUAAUUGUAUUGUUAGUCUAAAUUGAUUUUUUUUGAUUCAUACAUGUAAAGUAGAUGUACUGUGUUCAGAAUGUAGAUAUGUGAAUGUAUGAUAAUCGAAAAGAAAAAAAGAUUCAUGUUUUUGCAUUUUUGUAU
Molecule: messenger RNA, 2915 nt
Organism: Amaranthus tricolor (Joseph's coat)
Lineage: Eukaryota; Viridiplantae; Streptophyta; Magnoliopsida; Caryophyllales; Amaranthaceae
Product: subtilisin-like protease SBT2.3
Exons: 10
Coding region: 197-2737 (846 amino acids)
Biological process (GO): proteolysis
Molecular function (GO): serine-type endopeptidase activity
Source: RefSeq, a predicted model, not a curated record